AGGACCCCCCUAUUUCUUGCGAAAAAUAAUUAUUUCAGAAUUGGCCAUUUUUUGCGGUGAGUAUUGGUAUAAUUACCCCCAUAACAAGCCCUACCCCAGACUACCAACAUGUAAGAAAAAUUUAGAGGGUCAAUAUUCAUCAAGACAAAGCCGGGUGGCUUCUGUUUGGUGCGUGAAGAGAAUGUCCUCACGCCCAACUUAUAGGGCGCAACAAGACGAAAUCGGUUCCUUGGACGACCUAGACCAGCUAGAGCGUAGCGUCGCAGCGCAGCUGAGCAACCUCGGGCUCAACGAUGCCAGCGCGCUGCUCAGUGAAGCUGACAAGGCGCUGCUCAAGAGCUUGGACCACAGCGCGGAGGCUGCGGCACGAGGACCAGCACAUGUUGGAGGUCCAGACGACGAACUGCACGGUUUGUUGCAAACGGACGACGCCGACCUCGCAGCCCAAGUCGCAGCGCUGAGCGACGAGGAGAACGAGCUGGAAAGGGAACUGCUUGCAGAGAUCAAUGACGGCAAGGACGAGGUUACUGGUUGUACUGGGCGGGAGAUGAACAGCACCAGUGAUCAUGGGCAGCCAACAUCUACUUCGCUACAACAACGUGCCCCGAGCCCGACGCCGAGCGGGAGCGCCGUCGGCGAGAAUAUUAAGCAGAGGAACAAGCUCCGCACGACCGAGGGGGAAAAGUUUUCCCAAGAUGUUCUUGCUGGUGAGAAUAACAAAUCAAGAUCUUCUGCUACGCCGUCGAGUAAGAAAGGUGAACGACUGCUCCCGCAAGAAAGCUCCGCCGAUGCGGAUCACGACCAGGCUCUGCAGGAGUUACUUGCCGGUGACGACGAUGACGACGCCUACGGGGAAUUCAGUUUCGCAGAGGUCGAGAUGCACGCGUGUUGCGACAAUCUGGAAAGCUUCGACGUGCUCCAUUGGUGGCUGGCAGAGCUGAGGAGGAGAAAAGAUAAAGAAAUAAAGCAAGGAGGAACUUCUACUACAACUAGCUUUCCUUACGCGCACCUGCUGGACCGGGAGAUGCAGGCGCAGGAGAUCGAACAGACUGAGCAAAAAAUCGCCAGUCUCACUUUUGAGAUCCAAAACGGCCUUCUGCUGAAAGACGACUACGCUGAAAAAGUGAAAAAGGCGAUGCAGAAGGACGAGAAGUUGCGAGUCUGGUUUGCCGAACACAACCGAGAAACUGACGCUGCGAUCUGCGCCGAGAGGAUCCGGAUCGCGAAAGCCGAGUUUGAAGCUGCGGAGCCCGUUGAGCUAGAGGUCCUGCAGAAAUUCGAGGCGGAACUCAACCAGCGCAUUCUCGGCUACAAACAGGGCGCCUUUCGCUGGGUCAAGUUUUGCAAGGCAUACUGUCAACACGCAGCGCCUUCGACGUCGGUUACUGCUGGCGCUUCGACGGGGGGCGUCGUGGGGGCCACCAGUAGCAGUCGGAUCAACAUAUCACCAGUAGUGGUGCAAGAUGGGUCGUCGUGCGGUGCAAGAACACCUGCGGGAGCUGCAGCAGCAGCACCACAAGAAGCACGGGCGGUGUACAUGAGACACGCAAAGUGGUUGGCGGAGCAAGUGAAAAUUUUAGAGGGGUACAGAGACGAGAUCGCGGUCGUUACGGCAGCAGCACAAAAGGGUGGCGCUGGCGCGAUAGGUGAAAUUGUCCUCGAUGAACAAGCAGGCGGCGCGGAGCAGGAAAAAGACGACGAGCCUCCCUGUUGUAUAGGCCGACGGCAGCUGGAAGACAUGCGGAAAAGCCUGCCGCCGACGUUCAACAAGUCUAUUCUCAUGUACGGGUUGAAAGGACAGCACGACCAGCAUUCGCGGCGGGUGGGGCGUUCUGUUCGUGAUGUGCAGGAACUGCAGGCAGAGCCUGUUCCUGCCAGUAAAUCUACACGGCCAGCAACACAGCAGUCAUCUUCAUCUACCUCUAGCUGUAAAAGAAGUUCUUGUUCGUCUAUGGAGGUGCAGCGUCGCGGCGUCGCUUUCUACUGGCGAGACAAGUUCCGAGAGCAAGAGGAGUUGUUUCGGCAACUUUCCCGAGAAGCUCUCGUUACGGCGAACACGCUCAGUGCCAAUUUGCAGCAGUUGGCGAAAUUUGAAUCCAGCAAGGGGGCUUUGUUGUCGGGCGGGGGUCUGACAAACAGACAGAGUGCAGCAGCUCCGGGUGGGGGCGCUGUUCUUGGUGGUCGUGUAUCUUCUUCGGGAGCUGCUGGCAUGCCGAUUAGCGGGGCCGCUGCAACUUCUACGACAGCUUCUACUUCAUCGAGCAAUAAUCACGUGCUUUCGCAGCAGGAAAUCCUCCUCGACCAGCGGCAGAAGCUGGAUCGGCUGAAGCGCGAGGCGGUGCUGUUGCACCAAAAGCGAAAGGAGUUUGCGCAGACGGCUUUGUGGUUCGAAAAAGCAGCGGAGGAUGACGAGCAAGUUGUGAUUGAUCCAGAUGAUAGUGGUGCAGCUGCUGUCGUGUCAGACGAAGAAGAUCAUGACGACGGCGAAAUUGUGCCUUCCACAUCGCGACCAAUUUUGAUAGAAGAAGAGGCAAAUGAAAAAGAAAGUUCGUCAUCUGUACUAGACAUCAAGAAGGCGACAUCCAAGUCGAAAGAUCGACAUUCUGCCGCAUCACGAAUGGGCCCCGUGAGCCUCUCGUCAACGUCGUCGGGAGGUGGAAAUGCAACAGGACCACGUCCCCGAGAAGAGCGGAAACCUGCAUCACCGCGACAGCCACAAACACCGACAAAGAUGACAGUACCGUCUUUCCUGCAAGUUUCUACCCUGGCGCACGAGAAGGAAAAAAUCAACGCUGACAUCGAACCCGACCACUUGGAAAUUACGCUUUCGCACGACGGUAUCAAAUGUAAAAAUGUCUGGGUCUGGAAGCUUGUGAUGCUGGGUGGCGUAUCAUGAACAGGCCACAAGUGCUGGCUCAGCAUGAAAAUAAGCUUUUGAGCUUCUAGGUGUUGCCUAUUCUGCAUGACAAACUACGUUUGUAAGACUAACCCGUCAAGGCCACACCGAAAUUCCACCUUGCUCGCGGGCUUGGAUGGUAAGGGGGUUCUGCCACACAUAGCGCCCACUGGCCGUAAAUGCGCGUAAGAAAUCGAUAGCGGUUCUGCGGUUGCGGUCGGGUGAUAGUUAGGAACUGGAUCGGGUAUCCACCUAGGGGUAUCGGCAGAGGCUAAAUCUGUUCUAACGCCCAGGUAUUGGCAGAGGCUAAAUCUGUUCUAACGCCAACCCGCCAGGAGUCAAAUGGUUACUACUACUACUACUACUUGCAUGACAGUAAAAUGGGGCUCUUGGGAAACGUGCAUGACAGAUUUAAGAGUCAUGCCAGACUAGCACGACAGAGCUCGCAUUCUUCCAGACCCAGACAUUUUUACAGUUGAUAGACGGCAAGUCCCGGCCGUGGUGGGACUGGGAAACGGCCUAUUUCAAGCUCGACUUCGGCCUCGGCAAGGAGGACACGGACCAGCGGAUUUUGAAGAUGGAAGGCAAAACCAACCACUGGAAGGCCUCGUUUCCGUUCCCAGAUUUCGGCCACAAAAUUUCUUCAUCUUCGACGGCGGCAGCUUCAACAAGUCGUGUGGGCGAAACCAAAGCAUCCGCUGGUGGUGGCGCUUCGUCCUCGAGAAGUAGAGCGAUGAACAUCGCAAAUAGUAAAAACGCGACUCUUGGUAAUUCUGCGGUUCCUUCGAGUAAGUUCCAGCCAGGCGGAAGGUCCUUGACGCAGAUGAAAAGUAGCGGCACAAGAACCGCAGGUCCGGCAGGUGGCGGUGCGACAACUGCUGGAACAACGACAGGAGGAACAACAGAUCAAGAUCGUCCACAACAUUCCCAAAACUACAGUAUCCACUUGCAGCACAAGAUUAAGCGCGCCCGCUUCAGCUUCGAGAUCUGGCGGCCGCGGACCCUCGCCUUCGUGAUGGGCCACCGCCCGAUCGGCCACUGCACGAAGGGACUGAAGCUGUCCAACCUGUUGACGGAAUUGGAGACACCAGUUGAGUUCUGCGUCGUGUCCGCGGAGGCAGACGAUCGCACAACCAGCAUGAACUUCCGCGUGCAGUUCCGCGUGCGGAGCCCGUUGCAAUGCAUGAAGUUGGUCGAAGAAAAAGUGGACUUCUACCACGUAGGCACCAGCUGCUCGUCCGGCGCGGCUUUGUCUUGUUCAGCAGGAGGGGGUGGGGGGAGUUCUAUGUUCCACAUGAAAUUGUUCCCCCCCAGUCUGAAGGAGUUCCCUCCACCCAUGAACAUUAGCGUCGGGGCGGUUCCCGUGGGCAGCAGGUCAAGUAGUAGCUCAAUCGCAGCGAUGAAAACCGCGGCGGUGGUUGGGAACACCAGUGAAGAUUUGGACGAAAGCAUCGUCGUUGUCAAGGAGCGCAGGAGGACAUCGAGCAUUGAAAAUGUUAAUAUCCCAGAGGUGGACCACCAGCAGUUUGAAGAUCUUCGAGGUUGUGCUGCUGGCCCUGCUGCAGCAGUUGGAACAGGUGGGGGGCCUUCAUCUCGUGCUCCUACAAUUUCUACAAGCGACAAAAGUUGUACUAGAACUUCUCCGCAUGUAGAAGACGACGUACGGAAAUCUCACCCGCAAGGAGGUGUUGGCGGUGUUGGUGCUAGUAGUGGUGUUGACGACCAGCAAUCCACUGCGGCAUCCAGUACAUCCUCGAAAGAAAUAGCGACAGCGCCAGGAGGAGAACAUCUACAGCACGAUGUCGAUCCAGCGAAGGAGAAAACCACAACUGGCGAUCAACGCGACGUCGAAAGAACCUCUUCUACAAGUGCGGCGGAUGUCAUCGUAAACAAGCCCCUAGUGUACCCCUUGCCGCCGCUGCCACUGGCAAACAAAGCCGCGUUUGAGAGAUUGGUAACAGAAAACGGGAAUUACAGCCGUUUCUGGUCCGCACAGUGGUGCAAUACGGUGGAAGGCUUGGACUUCAUGAUCACACUCGGCAGCAGCUCUUCCGGCGGUAUUGGUAGUUCAUCUUUGCCACAGCCUUUGUUGACUCAAAUCCGGAACGACAAGCCGGUGUACGAGCAGAAAAAACACAGGCUGGAGCAAGCGAUUACAAACGCAGAGGUGGACUUUGACGACUACCUGUCGCAGGUAAAACAGGACAUGCAGACGGACGCGCGGCUGGCCAUGUUCUACCGUGACGAAAAAAACGACGCGGUGGCCUGCAAAAUCGUGGUAUCUACUGCAAAUAUGUACUGGAGUCUGGGAGGUUGUCUUGAAGCAUGCAUCGAGAUUGGUGUCGCACAUCACAAUCACUACAAACGGAACUCGCCGUGCCAGAUAUGCCUUGCGCAGUCACUCGCACCGUAAUUUUUUUUGCAUAAAUUACGUGCGGCGCUGCGUUUUGGAAAUUUUGAUUUUCCAAGAACUUUACAUGAGCAUGACAAAUGACAGCUGCUGUAAUAGGCUCCUCCAGGCCCAGAUCGAUGUUUGCAGUUGAUAAGUGUUUGACCGCCACAAAUGUCUCAAGCAGGCGCUUGCAAAUGCGGAAGAGGAGUAGUAGCGAGGAGAAGUUAAGACUGAGCUGAAUCGGAGGCAGACAUAGAAGAUUUCGCCAAAGUAUUCACGAGGCUACGCAGCUAGAAGAGCUAGGCUUCGCUGUGACAUUUGAAGUCCGCGACCGCAAAAACAGACUGUAGGACACUUUCCAUGUCUAAAGACGACUCUGUACUGUAUGUCAGUAAGUACUCAUACAUAAUUUCCCGCCGUGAAUCAAAGAACUAGAGAAGCACAAGAAGCGACACAAUUGAUUGACAUCAUCCCAGAUGUUAGAGACGACAGAUAUGAAGAUAAACAAAGUUUUUUAUCGCGAUCAAAAUAGUGAUCACAGCCGUGCGUGG
This is a messenger RNA of Amoebophrya sp. A120, 5839 nucleotides long. The record is from the annotation of a GenBank genome assembly. Lineage: Eukaryota; Dinophyceae; Syndiniales; Amoebophryaceae.